AAUCAAGCAAAAUCUCCGAAUUUCGCUUUCGAAACCCUAAUCUUUUUCACCAUGGAGUGCGAGGUGGUGAAAAUCGACGGCGCUCCUGACCCAAAUGGCCAGAAGACGAACGGUCCGGAUCAACCGGGAAAGAGCCAGAAGCGCAAAAGGUCGGCGAGUCUUAUACCGGAAGUUUUGGGCGCAACAACAGAAGAAAAAGAGGCUCGGAUCGUGGCGCUUCGUACGGAGCUUGAGGGUUUGUUCGGGUUCUACAAGGAAGUGACGGGAAAGAAAGCGGUGGAUUUGGAUAUCAUGACGGCCAUGCAGUGCCGUAGCGGGGCGAAUGCGUUGGUGGCAGCGUUGAUGGAGGAGAGUGAUCUUCCGCUGUCGAAGCUUGUGGAGGAGAUUCAUGGCGAGGUGGCGAAGGCGAAGGAGAAGGGGGUUUGUUGUGAGGGUUUGCUGACGGUGGCAUCGGUGAAGAGUACGGUUGUGUUUGUUGGGCAGAGGGUGAUGUACGGCGUUUCCAAUGCCGAUGCCGAUGUCUUGGAGGACGAUUCCCAUUCUUGUCUUUGGUGUUGGGAGACAAGGGACUUAAAGUUGUUGCCACAAUCUGUGCGUGGAGUAUUGAAUAUUCGGCGCACUUGUCGGAAAAGGAUUCAUGAGAGGAUAACUGCUGUUUCUGAAAUGAUUGCGGCAUUACAAAAGUCAGAGGGUGAUCAUAAUUACAAACAUGACCUGAGAAAGGCAUCAGACAAGCUUGGUAAAGCACAUAAUGAGGCAGACAUUCGUCUGUUAGUUGAAGGCCUGAUGCAAAAAAAUGGUGCAAACCAGGUUGAAAAGGAAGCAAAAAGAGAAGAGAAAUUGCUUACCAAACAACUGGAGAGAGACAAACGAGAAGCUGAAAAGGAGAAAAAAAGAUUGGAAAUGAAGGUUCUAAAGGAAAAGUUACAGAGUGAAAAGGAGCAAAAGAGGCUGCAAGAGGAGGCAGAAAAGGAUGAAAGGCGUCGUGAGAGAGAGGAGUCCGAGACUAGGAGACAGUUAAGGAAGCAACAAGAAGAAGCUGAGAAAGAUCGAAAGCGUCGGGAAAAGGAAGAAACGGAGCUGAAAAAGCAACUUUCUAUCAAGAAGCAAGCUUCAAUUAUGGAACGUUUUAUUAAGAGAAGUAAAACCACUCCAAUUCAGAGUACUCACCAGUCUUCCACCAAAGAAACUACGAAUGGUUCAUUGAGUAAAGGGUGUGGAAAACUGCCCAAUGCAGUUACGCAGUCAAUGGACUGUACUCUUUCGUCAAGUGAAGAUAUUAGUGUUGAGGAUAUCACCAAGUCACACUUGGCUGCUUGGCGCUGCUUGGGUAGGUCUAUUCGUUCAAACAGAAACCAGCAUUGGGGUUUGCGUCGAAAGCCCAAGUCCAAACUAUUCAAGGAACUUAAGCUCACCACAAGUAGGCCUAGUAUUGUGGUGAUAGAUGAGCUGAAUGAAGAGAAACAUGUAGAUGGGUGUGGAGAAUGUGUUUCGGAUGAUAGAUCAUGUCGGACUAAUGCUAGUUGUUCUGUUGCUGAUGUCAAGAAGUUGACUCGGGCCAAGCAGUUGCUGCAGUUUGACAAGAGUUUCAGACCUGCUUUUUAUGGUAUAUGGCCCAAGAAAAGUCAUGUCGUUGGUCCACGCCACCCUUUAAGGAAGGAUCCUGAUUUGGAUUAUGACAUCGAUAGUGAUGAAGAGUGGGAAGAGGAGGAGCCUGGUGAAAGCCUUUCGGAUUGCGAUAAAGACGAUGAAGAUGAAAGUUUACAGGAUGGAUGUUCAAAAGCUGAUGAUGAAGAUGAAAGUGAAGAUGGAUUUUUUGUACCUGAUGGAUAUCUUUCAGAAAAUGAGGGAGUACAAGUUGACAGAAUGGAAACUGAUAUCACAGCUGAGGAGGCCAAAAGCUCACCUGGUUUGGAAAGUGAGGAGUUCUGUGCUUUGCUCCGGCAGCAAAAGUGUUUGAGCAACUUGACAGAUCACGCUCUCCGGAAAAAUCAGCCUUUAAUUAUUUCCAACUUGAUGCAUGAGAAGGCCUUUUUGUUAAUUUCUGAAGGUCUUUCGGGUACUCCUAAGCUGGAACAGAUGUGCUUGCGAGCUCUAAGUAUGUGUUUAUUCCCUGGGAGCUCACCCGUAGAGAUCUCACUUGAUAAUGUAGCAGAGAUUGAUCAAGAAGCUUGCACAUCCAGUGGCAAUGAUAGUACCACACCAACCUCAACUACAAUCGUCACACCAGAGUUAGAUUUGCAUAAGCUUGUGUCUGCUAUUCAGUCUUGCCCACAGGGUAUCCAUAAAUUAGCUGAAAGUUUACAACAGAAGUUCCCUGCUUUCUCGAAGUCUCAGUUAAGGAAUAAAGUGCGGGCAAUCUCAGAUUACGCAGAUAAUCGUUGGCAGGUCAAGAAAGAAGUGUUGGAAAAACUUGGCUUGACAAUAUCCCCAGCAGAAAAGAGUUCCGGGCGUACCAAAAACAUUGCCGCCUUUUUUUCAAAAAGGUGUAUGCCACCUUCUGGUAAAAGCAUUAACUCGAAUGAAAGCUCUCCACAGCCAUCUCGGAAAUCCAGUUCUUCUGUUGCGGGCCAAUAGAUCUGCACAUACAACUGAAACCCACAUGGUUCUCACAUGUCGAAAACAAAGUUUCGCUGGUAAAAGUAAAGUAUCUAAUAGCUUUCUGGUUUUCUUUUGCCAGAUUCUCCUGUUUUUGGCCCAUGUUUUCGACGGCAUGGAUUUUACCAGAUCUCCAGAUAACCCCAAUCAUACAAUGAUUGACCCGUGGCCAACCAAUAUUUUUUUGAAUAGAUGAUAGAAUUGUAAUGGGGUCUAAGUCUGUUAACCGGUGCUCAAAAUAAUAUCAGUAAGCUUAAUAUUUUGCUCUCUCAUGUAUACUGUUUGUUAUAGAAAGAUGUAA
Morus notabilis is the source of this 2899-nucleotide messenger RNA. Its product is annotated as chromatin assembly factor 1 subunit FAS1. Bases 52 to 2577 code for a protein of 841 amino acids. Gene Ontology annotation, cellular component: CAF-1 complex; nucleus. The record is from RefSeq and is a predicted model, not a curated record. Lineage: Eukaryota; Viridiplantae; Streptophyta; Magnoliopsida; Rosales; Moraceae. Gene Ontology annotation, biological process: nucleosome assembly. The transcript has 12 exons.